AUGGCGGCGCCCGGUGGAACAUUGAACUGUGAGGACUUUUCGAUGUUUCAGGAGGUGCUAAAGCUAAUGCGCACCAUGGAUGAUCGGAUCGUCCACGCCCUGAACACCACUGUGCCCACAGUCUCCUUUUCGGAUAAAGUAGACGCUACGCAAACUUGCAAGCAACUGUAUGAAUCGAUGAUGGAGGCACAUCUCAGCCGGGACAAAGCUAUCAAGUCGUGCAUCACGCACACGUCCGAAGUGGUGGGGCAACUGCGGGAGGCGAGAGCCAAGGAUGGCGCCGACGUGGCUCUUAUCAAGCAGCUCCGGAAAGAGCAGACCAAACUAAAACUCAUGCAGUCCGAGCUGAACGUGGAGGAAGUUGUCAACGAUAGGAGUCUAAAGGUUUUUAAUGAACGGUGCAGAAUUCACUACACGCCUCCCAAGGUGAAGUGA
Nerophis lumbriciformis (worm pipefish) is the source of this 435-nucleotide messenger RNA. The record is from RefSeq and is a predicted model, not a curated record. NCBI's taxonomy places the organism in Eukaryota, Metazoa, Chordata, Actinopteri, Syngnathiformes, Syngnathidae.